Miniopterus natalensis is the source of this 2135-nucleotide messenger RNA. RefSeq names its product mature T cell proliferation 1 (gene MTCP1). The record is from RefSeq and is a predicted model, not a curated record. Gene Ontology annotation, molecular function: protein serine/threonine kinase activator activity. NCBI's taxonomy places the organism in Eukaryota, Metazoa, Chordata, Mammalia, Chiroptera, Miniopteridae.
GGCUCCCAGGCGGCGGCGCCCAUUUUGCCCGCCCGUUUACGCGGCCUACACUCUCUGGGGACAGCCCUGAGGCAGCAUCGCCGCGCGCCAGCCUCUCGAGCCUUUCGAAAUUCGGUCCUAAGAUAGUUAAGGUUUUAUUUUGUUUUGUUUUCAAGUUACGGCCCCUGAAUUUUGUACCACUCUCCCUGGACCACUUCCGCUUGCCGGCCCUUGCCUCGUAACUUUGGUGCGGGUGACCUCGGCCCCAGAUGCCCCUCAGCUCGCCCUGGGCUCACGUCCUGAUCCCGGCUUGACUGGCCCGAGGUGGGGGACCUGGAAGUUUUAGCCUCGCUGAUUUCGAGGCGGAUUAAUUAGCCCAAGAAACAUUAUAUUCAUGCUUAGGUGGAGAAAAGCAGGGCUAGAAUUGGAACUCAAAGCCCAGAAUGGCAGGAGAGGAUGUGGGGGCUCCACCCGAUCGCCUCUGGGUUCACCAAGAGGGUAUCUACCGCGACGAAUACCAGCGCACAUGGGUGGCCGUCGUGGAACAGGGGACAAGUUUCCUAAGGGCACGAAUCCAGCAAGUUCAGGUUCCCUUAGGUGACGCAGCUAGGCCAAGUCACCUUCUUACCUCCCAGCUACCUCUCAUGUGGCAACUCUACCCUGAGGAGCGCUACAUGGAUAACAACUCUCGCUUGUGGCAGAUCCAGCAUCAUUUAAUGGUCAGGGGAGUACAGGAGCUGUUGCUUAAGCUUUUGCCUGAUGAUUAACCUGGUGCUGGGAUUCUAGGAAGAUAUGCUCCUCUGUUCUGUUCAGUAUAUGGCAAUCACUUCAUCCACCACUGCAGUGCACCCAUCUGUGGGCCUGGGGGAGGGAGUGGGUUGAAAAACUGCUCAAGAACACAGAAGUUUAGGAAGGGCCAUGAAGAACACCGCAAGUGGAACUGCAGAGAGAGGGUUACACAGGCAGAAAGCGAGUCAACAAAAGCACUUAGUCAGGAUACGUAACUUGAAAUUUACUCCUUUGGAAGUUGCCAUAGAACCUUUAAUGGACAUCAUCAGCUGGAACUGGGAUCUGAUGAAUCCCACAAAAGUCAGCACCUGCUACAGAACAAAUGCUCUAAUCACCAAGGACUUGGUACUGAUUUAGAGAGAAGAGAGCAGCUUCUAGCAGCAUCAACAUCUAUUGGUCGUUUAUUUGCCCUGCAGCAAUUCACCUGCCUUUCCUUCUCCCAUCCUGUAAAUAUCGUAGGUUUUGCUCCAGUGUUUCCCAUCCCAGUACUGACCUAACUUGGAUCUACUGAGAACUUAGGGAGCUCUAGGGGAAAAAGGGUUAUUUGCAUUAAUGAAAUUAGCAACAAAGGCUCCUGGGCCUUUUUUCUUCUGAAAUUGUCUUCAAAUUAUUAGAAGUUGCUGAUCAAAAUCGUGGGCACUUAAAAUUAUUCUCUGGUUACAGAUAUUUUAAAUAAGCCUUUUCUGUAAGAGUUCUAAAAAACAUUUUAGCUGCUUAACUAGCACCUUUCUCGGGGCCAAAUAUUGCUGAUUCCUAGGAAAGCAUUGACUGCCUGAUAAUUUCCAGAGUUAAGAUAGUUAUAACAGUUUAUAUACAUUAAACCUUAGUUUUACUUUUUAAAAAUCUUAGGAACAGUAGCUACCAUGUAGCAAGUCCUUACUGCCAUCCAGGCCCUGUUCAGUGCACUUUGUAUACUUUAUCACAUUAAUUCUUCCCUCAGUGCUUUGAGGUAGGUAUGAUCCCCAGUUUACACGAAUAAUAAGGGGAAAGGCUCGAGGAACUUGAUCAUUUACCAAGGGUGGUUUUGUGAAUGAUAGAGCUGGGCAGUGGGCAGGCCCUUCAGGCUGUGGCGUUGGCUCCUCUAGCUCAACAUUGGUUUCAAUAUUCAGGAUAAAUUGGUUGAAGUCAGAGGUUUUUAUUUCCAUGUAAAGCUACUUAUAUCUUUCAAAUCAAAUGAAAUGGAUAUUAUAAAAAUACAGUUGAUUCAUCCUAUGAAUGGGAAGAGUAUUUUUCAGUGUAAUUGUGUUCCAGCAAUUGAAAGGGCAUACUACUUGUCUCUGAAGAAAAUUCCUUCUAGAGGGGCUUUAAAGUCUUUAUAAAGAAAAGACAAAAUAAAAAUCAUUUUUGUUAUUUUAGUGUUCUGGAUA